GUGCUUAUAUUUAAGUGCAAGUUAAUUCUGCAAAAAGACAAUUAAGAAUUCUGAUAGAGCUGUUGUGCUUUUUGAAUAAUGCACCACCACCCAUAAAAACAAAUAGCCUAUCCUAUCUCUAAUCCAUGAGUAGUCCAUUGAAAAUAAGUGUUUAUAUUCCACUUGCAUGUGUUAUUAUUUGAUUUCUCCUUACAUGAUAUGAAAAGCACAAAGGCUUGAUCAUAGAGCUAUAGGUUAAUUCUAAAUAACUGUAUUUCUAUGGGGUUUCUCCUGAGAAUGGGCAACCAAAUGUUCUAUUCAUGGAUCUAUGCUGACCCCUUGAGGUGAUAUGAGGUAAAACUUCAUUCUUGCCCCUCAGUGUGUACUGAACUGUGAAUGAAAACUAGUUGUCUGAUAGCUACCCCGCUCUUUUUAAAUUAAAACAAAAUGUGAAUGUUGGCUUUUUUAUAGUGACCUUGCUAAAAUAAUGUAAAGAGCAUGCACAGUAGCCUAUACCAAGUAAGUAUGAUAAUGGUGGCUUGUGAUUUUCUCAGCACAUCACAUAUUGUACUUUCUUGUAGCCUUCUCUCCCUCGGUUUGUGUGUGUGUGUGUUUAUACAUAACAUCUAUCCAACAUGGUCAGAGGGUGCUGCUGGGCACUGGUUAUUUGGUAAACAUACAGGCUUCUAAUGAAAUGAGUAGUUUUUUUCAGACCAGUGACAGUAAAGGAACAUGGAGAAAAUGGGAAGCAGCAUAAACAGAAAAUCAAUGGCCAGACUGCACAAGGCUAAAGUUAUGAUUGCUGGAGAACAACUGAGGUUGAGGCUGCAUGAUGGCAAACUGAUCAAGGAUCGACGGUACCAUCUGCGCACUUACCCCAACUGCUUUGUAGCCAAAGAGCUUACAGACUGGUUGAUCAGCAACAAGGAAGCUCCCGAUCAGGCCGCAGCGGUCUGCCUCAUGCAACACCUGAUGGACCAUGACAUUGUGCACCAUGUUUGUGACAAGCACCCUAUAUUCAAGGAUGCAAAAUUGCUGUACCGUUUCCGUAAGGAUGAUGGCACAUUUCCAUUUAACACCGAGGUGAAGGUCUUCAUGCGAGGACAACGAUUGUAUGAGCAUCUAAUAACAGGCAGAGACUCCAUUCUGCAACUAAGGGAGGAGCAGGGUGUUGCAUACCAGCGCUCCAUCCCUGGCUGCCAGUUGAUGGACUGGUUGUUACAGAAUGGAGAGACGGAGAGUAGGCGCCAGGGUUUGGAGUUCUGCCGUGCUUUGCUAGAGCAUGGCAUCAUUCAGCAUGUGUCAAAGAAGUACGACUUCUUUGACAGUAGAUUACUGUAUCAGUUCUGCAUCAAUUUUCGCCGCCGGCGCCACCUGUCUGAGCUCUUGAAUGAAACUGAUCGAGACAAAAAGGAAGGUGCAUCAGUGCAUGCACUGGAGGACAACCAUGCCGACAGCCCCUUUGUCCUGCCCAAGAUCCCCCCACAAGAGGAAAGCAGUGGUUUUCAAUCUGUGCAGCCCAAUAAACCAUUGAAGAUGAUACCCAAUGUGCAUCAGGCCAAUUUGAACUCUCUGCAGCUACAUGCUAGUGGAUAUUUACCCCCUGCCACACUCUCCUCUGCCCCAGUGGUGAGAUGCAAUCCAAAAUCAGUGCUUAAGAGGAAUGUAACAUGUGAGGAGCUACUGUCCCCUGGUGCACCUUUCAUCAAGAGAGUGUUGACGGUGAUGGGAGAUGCAGUGGGCUGGGGCUUUGUGAUCAGAGGUGUGGCUCCAGUUUACGUGCAGGCAGUCGAUCCUGGAAGCCCUGCUGCUGCUGCAGGGGUUAAGGUGCGUCAGUUUGUGUGCCAGGUGAAUGGGCGGAGCGUUCUUCACCUGGAUUACCGCCAGGUCACCAGGUUGGUGAUGACCGGACCUCACACUGUUGUGUUGGAGGUCAUGGAACCACUGGGGUGACUUGGAGUCCCUUCAAAAUCUUCCAAAAUCAACCUCCAAAAUCUCCUGAACUAACUCCACUAUUGUGUGCUGUGUGCCAAAUGGGAAAGUUGUGGUAUCUUUGGCUGCAUUUAGACAGGCAGCCCAAUGAUGAUCUUAUCCACUAAUUGGUCUUUUGACCAGUAAAAUCAGAUCUUUUCACAUCAGAGUUUUUCCAGCGCAGAUCUAAUUCGUCAACUGAUCAAUUACUUAAAAAGAUUAGAAUUAGGAUGCCUGUCUAAACCCAACCCUUGUAGCCUACAAAAAGAUCUGUAAACUACUUCCAAUUUCUUAGGAGUCUUGAAAUAAAAAUUAUCCCAGUG
Molecule: messenger RNA, 2273 nt
Organism: Oncorhynchus tshawytscha (Chinook salmon)
Lineage: Eukaryota; Metazoa; Chordata; Actinopteri; Salmoniformes; Salmonidae
Product: DEP domain-containing mTOR-interacting protein
Exons: 9
Coding region: 712-1932 (406 amino acids)
Biological process (GO): intracellular signal transduction
Molecular function (GO): protein binding
Source: RefSeq, a predicted model, not a curated record